This is a messenger RNA of Cyprinodon variegatus (sheepshead minnow), 709 nucleotides long. RefSeq names its product E-selectin-like. The coding region runs from base 14 to 526 and encodes 170 amino acids. The transcript is spliced from 4 exons. The record is from RefSeq and is a predicted model, not a curated record. Lineage: Eukaryota; Metazoa; Chordata; Actinopteri; Cyprinodontiformes; Cyprinodontidae.
AGAAAAUGGUUUUAUGAGCUGCGAGGACAGAAGUUUCAGCUUUACAAAGUCCUGCAGCUUUAGAUGUUCUCCUGGCUAUCACCUGGUGGGACCAAGCAGGGUCACAUGCACAGCAGCAGCUGAAUGGAGUGAGCAGGUGCCACACUGUGAAGCUGUCAAGUGCCCUCUUCUUGAAGAGCCUGAAAAUGGUCGUAUGAAUUGCACAGACAGCCUGCAGGCUUUCAACUCUACAUGUUCCUUCAGAUGCAAUCCAGAUUUCCUAUUAGAUGGACACAAGAUCCUGACUUGUAAUCGUCGUGGCACUUGGACCGAAAAGAAACCCACUUGUCGAGCUGCUCCAGUUUCUGCCACUGUUGUUACUGGUGGGGUUGCAGCAGGGGGCACCGCCUUAGUAUCCGGUCUGUCUCUGGCUAUGUGGGUUAUGAAAAAACUGAAGCAGAGAGCCUCCAAGUUUGAGCUGAACAGCAGCUCCGAGGUGGAGGCACCACUCCAGGUCUACAAAAACAGCAUCGACAGUCUCAUCUAAGCAUCAACUUUAAAAAAAAAAACAACACUUAAAAAUAAAUUUAACCAAAAAGGAUUAAAGUUAGAAGUAUGAAUUUUCUCCCAAUGGGAGUUUAAUAUAGAACAUAUUGUUCUACUACACAUCAGUAUGCUGGAAAUCUAUUUUAUUUUGGCCUUUUUGUGAAUGUUGCACAAGAUUGUGGGU